UCUAUUGUACAGUUCAACCAGGACGCGCUGAAAAAGUAACACUUGCGUUUAUGCUUGGAGAUAUGUUGCUCUAGUUCGACUAGCAUGUUGCUGACAUGUCGUAAUAACGUUAGGAUAGUUUCCAUUGACUUGUCGUUUGCCUGGUGUCAAAAUAAAGACACGGACUGCAAAUUCACUGACGGAGAGCUUCACUAGGAGGUUGGCCAUGUCCAAAGACAAGGAAGGAUAUAUUGUUAAGUUUGUGAAAAGUAAAGGACAUCAAGCGGAGUAUGUCCUCAAGGCUUAUGAGGCCAUUUUGGAGCUGCAGUCUGAGAAAUACGUGAACGAUAUCAACGAGGAUGCAGUUUUACAAAUGCACCAGAAAGACAAGUCUUUGUUUGUGUUCAGCAGUUUUACCUCUACAGCUUUUCUGCACUGCAAAAAGCUCGGCUGCCGAGUGGUGAGUCCACUGGUGGUGUUGUACUGCCUGCAGCAGCAGCGCUGUGUCCCCAGAGCAGAGAAACCUGUUUAUAACAUGGCCAUGGCUGACAUCACUAUAUCCUGCACCAGCCUGGACAAGGCAACACGGACGGAGGUCAUGGAUCUAGUGCAACUCAUGGGUGGACGGGUGUAUCUUGACCUCAAUGUGUCUGUCACACACCUGAUAGCUGGAGAAGUGGGCAGCAAGAAAUAUUUGGUAGCUGCGAGUCUGGGUAAACCCAUCCUGCUACCUGCAUGGGUCAAAGCUUGCUGGGAGAAAUCUCAGGAGAGCCUUUUCAAGUGUACAGAUUUACCCCUUGAAGACUAUCUGUGUCCUAUCCUGCGUGGCUGCACGGUCUGCGUGACUGGUCUCUCCAGUGCAGAGCGCAAAGAAGUGCAGCGGCUUUGUGAGCAGCAUGGCGCCAGUUACACAGGCCAACUCAAAAUGAAUGAGUGCACACACCUCAUUGUCAGUGAACCAACAGGUCAGAAGUACGAGUGUGCUCGGAAGUGGAAUGUGUAUUGCGUGACACUACACUGGCUAUUUGACAGCAUAGAAAAGGGCUUUUGUCAAGAUGAAAGCAGGUACAAAGUGGAGUCCAAUGCAUCAAAAACCACUCGACCAAAUACUUCUACGCCCACUGGCACCACCAAGAAGGAGGAGGGUUUAUCUCUGUUGGGCUUGAGCCACAUUUCUGUCAAUGCCAGCAUGACAAUAAAUGAUACAGCCCUCACUAAUGGCACUAUAAGCCGCCUGGAAGGCCCAGACCCUGUAGAUAAUCUUGACCUCACUGUCUGCCCAACUGAUGAUUUACUUGAUGGAUGCAAACUUUAUCUGUGUGGCCUGCCAGAGAAGAAACUGGACAAACUGCGUCGGCUUGUGAACACUGCAGGAGGUCUGCGAUUUAACCAGCCUAGUGAAGAACUAACACAUGUAGUGAUGGGGGAGUUGGACCAAGGUCUCAAGACGUUUUUCUCCAAAGCAGCUCACAGGCCCCACUUUGUAACAGUGCAGUGGCUGCUGGAUAGUUUCUCCAAAGGCAGUCUGCUUCCCGAAGCCGACUAUCUCCACCCUGACUGUCUGCCUCCUGCUGCAGCUGUGGUAUCUGUGCCAACACAUAAGACUUCUGCCUCCAGACUUUCAGCUGGUCCUCCUGUGGCCAGUCCAAGCACACCGAGGCAAAACAGAGCAGAUGAGUAUCUGCUGUCACAGUACAUGGAUGAUGACCCUACAGUAGUUGAGAUCCCACCACCACCUUUUGAGGGCAACAGCAGGACAUCCAUCAGUUUAGCUCCAGAGCCUGAGCUUGAACUUUGUGAACCAAAGCACAUCAGAGGAGCAGAGAUGGACUCAACCAUACAGGAUGCUGAUGAAGGGGGUUUAUUUGCAGGGAAACGUUUUCUCCUUGUGGGCUUUGGUACAGAAGCAGAAGCUCAGCUGUCUCAGCUAGUGACUGAAAGUGGAGGCAAGCUAUUGACUGGCCGCACACGAGUUGUGGCGGACUAUGCUGUGGUCCCACUGCUGGGCUGCUCUGUGGAGGCCACAGUGGAUGAGGUGGUGACUGAUACCUGGCUGGCUAUGUGCAUAGAGAAGGAGAGUGUUUUGCACCUGCCCUCCAACCCUUUGUUCACCCCGGUUCCUGUGAUAGAUGGACGAUUUCCUCUCAAGGAUUGUGUUCUCUCUGUCAGCCAGUUCACCGGAUCAGAGAGGGAGUCUUUGGUGGAGUUGGCCAAGCACCUCGGAGCAACUGUUCAGGAUUACUUUGUUCGCCUAGCCAACCAGAAAAAAGGCAUGCUGGCCAGCACUCAUUUAGUGCUGCAGAGCCCUGAAGGCACAAAGUACCAGGCAGCUAAGAAAUGGGGGCUGCCUGCUGUCACUAUGUACUGGAUACUGGAGUCAGCUCGAAUCGGCAAAAGGGCUGAUGAGGAGCGAUUUUUAGUUGACAGACCACCAUCACCAGACCGAGAUGAAGAGAGCUUUGUUGGUGGUUCCCAGAAACCAAUCGUUCCUCCUCCAGCUCGUUCAUCUCCAGAGAUUCCUUUGCUAGGUGUUCAGAGUGGUAAGGCUGUCACACCACUGGAUUUAGGACGCUUUCAGAGCAAAGUCUUCCAGUCUGUGUUGGACAAAAUGAAGCCCAGAGAAGACGUAAACACACCAAAACAAAACCAGCAGGGUGGUAGAAGGAAUCCACUUCAAAAGGAGGCCUCGCUGCAGCUGGAUACUCCUUCUCGUUUUCUCAGCAGAGACCAGCUCUUCAGGCCCUCCUUUAAUGUCAAGGAUGCACUAGGGGCUUUGGAGACUCCAGGUGGGAGAUCCAAGCCCGAAGAGAUGGAGGGGACUCCACUGACGGACAUUGUCAACAGAAACAUGAAGGUGGCUCUGGCUAACAGCACCUGCACUAAUAUCUCCGACAUGCAAGCAAUGUUUGCAAGCCCCCAGCUAACGAAGACAACUGACAGGGAGGUUCCAGUAAAAGAAACUGGUCCCCUAACUGGAGUUGUGAUCUGUGUGGGAAAGAAACUGAGCAAAAUGCAGAGUGAACUAAAUGCAAUCGCUGCAUCUCUGGGAGCUGAUUUCAGAUGGGCUUGUGAUGACACGGUGACACACUACAUCUACCAGGGCCGUGUGGGGGACAACACACGGGAGUACAAAGGAGUGAAGGAGAGAGGACUGCAUGUGGUCUCCCAGUACUGGCUACAGGCUUGUGCUGAGGAGCAGAGACAUGUCCCAGAGUCUCUGUAUCCUUUUACUUACAAUCCGAAAAUGAGCCUAAACCUCAGCCAGAUGCCCAGCAGCUCUCAGAGGUCUCCACCUUUUACACGAACACAACUGAAAGAUCUCACCGAGGCAAAGGACCACACGGCUGAACACAGGGUCACGGACGAUGCUACAAGCCUACGUCGUGUGAGUGAUGGAAGUGUCGAACAGGACGACACAAAUGCAGAGAGUGCAGAUAUUUCAGAGACUCUGGAAAUGAGAGAGAACCUGCAAAGGCAGCUCCAGGAGAUUAUGUCAGCCACUAAACUGACGUCAGGAAGGCGUACCUCCGUCAGACUUACCAGAAUGGGAUCAGGAGGCGCAGAUUCACGACCCAACACACCUGACGGGAGUCGGGUUGGACGCACUGGGAGCAGACGUACUCUGGAAGCUCUAAGGGUUUCCAGAGAAGCAGCUAUGGACAUAAACACAGAACCAUCCCAGAGUGAACAGAUAGUUUGGGAUGACCCUACAGCCCGGGAGGAGCGAGCCAAGCUGGCUGACAAUUUACAGUGGCCAGGCAGUCCCUCACAGCAUUCGCAGUCCCUCGCACCUCCAGCUGCUCCCCCUGCGGAAACUAUUCCUUCAUUCAGAGACUCCAUGACUGACUCUGAGCUGGUAGAGAUGGCUGCUUGUGAUGUUAUAGAUCAGCAUAUAGGCCUGAAGGUCACAACAUCAAGGAAGUUGGAAAAUAACGUCCCUACACCUGAAGCUCCAAGCAUUGACCUCCCAGUUGUGCCGGAGCCACAGGAGAGAGAGGAAGAGAAGCCGCCACCCAGAUUCCAGCUGUCCUCACUCACCCCUCAGGAACGCAUUGAUUACAGUCACCUCAUCGAGGAGCUUGGUGGUGUAGUUCUAGACAAGCAGUCCUUUGAUCCCAGCUGCUCCCACAUCAUCGUGGGGACGCCACUACGCAAUGAAAAGUAUCUGGCAGCAAUGGCUGCUGGCAAAUGGAUCUUGCAUCGCUCCUAUCUGGAAGCCUGCAGAUCUGUGGGCCACUUCAUCCAGGAGGAUCAGUAUGAGUGGGGAUGUAGCUCCAUCCUGGAUGCUCUGCCCUCCAUCACCACCCAGCAGAGGAGGCUGGCAUCAGCAGCCAUGCGCUGGAGGAAAGCUCUGCAGGGACAGUCUGAAGAUGGGGGUGCAUUCAGCGGGUGGACAGUGAUGCUGAACAUUGACCAAAGCAGAGAAUCAGGCUUCAGGCGGCUGCUGCAGUCUGGAGGAGCGAAGGUUACUGCUUCUUUACUGCUACAUUGGGUUCAUGUUAUCUGUCCGUCCUCAUCAGCACCCGUUCUCCUACAUUACCAUUAUAACCCUCUCUUCUUGGUGAUGACUUUUUGUUUUCUUCUCCAGGUCCUGCCCAGUCCCACCCCGUCCCUUUACAAAGAGGCCACGCACCUCUUUGCAGACUUCAAUCGGCUGAAACCUGGAGACUUCAGAGUCGACGUAUCGGAAGCUACAUCACAGGGAGUGACGUGCUUGAAACCAGAGUACAUCGCUGACUACCUCAUGCAGGACCCGACUCCACCUGUUGAUCUGUACCUCCUGAGUGAAGCUCCUGCUGGUGAAACUCCAGGCACGCCAUCUCGUAAACGGAAAGCAGCAGCUGACGCCUCCAGACUCAAAAAGUCGCGUCUAAACUGAACUCUUACUCAUAAACAUUCUCAUCUUUGAAAUUUAGAUUUUUUUAUGUAUUAAAUAAAAUAAAUGUAACUGUG
Molecule: messenger RNA, 4932 nt
Organism: Betta splendens (Siamese fighting fish)
Lineage: Eukaryota; Metazoa; Chordata; Actinopteri; Anabantiformes; Osphronemidae
Gene: topbp1
Product: DNA topoisomerase II binding protein 1
Exons: 27
Coding region: 206-4858 (1550 amino acids)
Biological process (GO): DNA replication initiation; mitotic DNA replication checkpoint signaling; mitotic G2 DNA damage checkpoint signaling
Source: RefSeq, a predicted model, not a curated record